AUGCAAGAGUGUUCUGGAAACAUUAUUACCACGCUGAAGAAGGACAAGCACGCUGUUCUGAAAGGAGGUGUGGUCAUGAACGAAGGCUUGCUCGUCUGGCCCGACCGAGAAGAGGGCAGAUUCUCCCGAAGGGGGGCUUGGGCCAGAAUUGUGUCCAAGGCGCUGAGGUUCAUCCGAAAGCGCCGACGGAUAUCAUUGGCCUGGGCCAACUAUCGGAACCACAGGCUCCGCCAACUCCCGGCAGGGGGAGCGGAAGACCGACUGCCACGUCAAAGGUCGGAUUCCACGGAGGAAGCCGCCUAUGACUGGGCAGGAGUCCCAGAAGAUGUGAGGGAAUCACUGAAGGAAGCCCUAGGUGAACCCUCCAAAAUCAGGGACAUCAUCUUCGUGGCAAGAGCGGUGUGGGACACCAUCGUUGGGAGGAUCAAAGGUUCCAAACCCCCAGAUGCAGAUGGGAACAGGGACCCACGUGAUCUGACCCCGGUGGAUGUGUUCAGAUUGGAAAUAUUCAGACGGGUGUGUUUCCGGAGGGUUGGUGCCCAACCGGACACGCCGGGCUCCUUUGGGCCAGCCGUUCCGGCAGUGACGGCAGCCACACCAGCAUCCAUCACUGGGCAGCCUUCUGGGCGCAAAUUGAAGAUGAGCGCGGUGGUGGAUCAAACGCUGGACGCAGAAGUGAUAGCCCUGGGCACAGAUGCUAUCAACAAAAUGUACGAAGCAUAUCGUGCUAAGUACGGAGAUGUGCCGAGCCCUGAGACAGAGCCAACGGGAGACCAGCGGGCAGCAGUCCACCAGUUGGUAGCGUCAGGGGCCACACCAUACAUCGAUUUCGCGGUGUACGGCCCCCACGGCCUGCGGCUCCUUCGGAAACUCACCUUCGAACCAAUCUAUAGCCCUCAACUCCAUGGGCGAGUGGCAACGGGGCAGAGAUCUUCAGAUGUGUCCGGACGACCUUUCUCCUCCUGGAGACGCUCACAGAGGAUGGACGCCUAUGCGGAACACAUCCGACAGCUGCCAGCUCGCUUCGGGAGGAUAUGCUGGGACCUGGUGUACACAGCUGAUGUGCACAUGCGAUCCGAGCAAUUCGAGAGGAUUCGCUGGAAGCUGCACACACACACACACACACACCCAGAACAUGGGUACACCGAUGCAAACCCGUGGAACGCAGUUCUGGCCCAGGCCACCAGGGAGGACGCAUUCUGGUCUCGCGAGGUGAUCACACCAGCGACCCUCCGGUUGGCCCAGGCGAAGUCCAUUCCAGCAGCCUUGCAGGAAGCGGAUAAGCCAAGGUUCCCUCAGGAGUCGGAAGCAGAGCCAGGCACUUCAAGCGGAGGAAGGUCAAGGAACCAGACGACAAAUCGAAGCACGACGGGAAGGUGUACACGCACAACCGCAAAGGGUUCGAGCUCUGCCAAAACUGGAACCAAGGUCGCUGCGGAAAGUCGAACAUCGCACCAUGUCUGUGCAAUCUCUGCCUGGGCCCCCACCAAGGGUCCAGCUGCAACAAGGCCAAGUGAGGCCUGUCGAGGGGUGGACCGGCGGCGCCGGCCGAUCCAUCCCGACGACCACCCACAACAGGCGCAAGUGAAGGAGGUCGACAGAGGGCGAGAGGCAAGUCACGCAGCCGAUCCCCGUUGA
Molecule: messenger RNA, 1638 nt
Organism: Cladocopium goreaui
Lineage: Eukaryota; Dinophyceae; Suessiales; Symbiodiniaceae
Source: the annotation of a GenBank genome assembly